This is a messenger RNA of Ectocarpus sp. CCAP 1310/34, 3371 nucleotides long. Lineage: Eukaryota; Phaeophyceae; Ectocarpales; Ectocarpaceae. The record is from the annotation of a GenBank genome assembly.
UUGUUCUGGCAACGGAUCUUUGCAAUGUUCACACACGCCGCCACAGACCCGUUGGAUCGAUGGUUUCGCUUCGCGAAGCUUAACGGAUCUCGGGAAGCACAAGCCACCCCCACCACAACACCAGCUUCCACACACUCCUCCGCCCUCCUUCCUCACUCCCUCGCUCUGCCGCCAGUAGCUAGCACCGGGUGUGUACCAACAGCAGCUACCAGCAUCAUGACGAGACUUGCGGCAGCUCUACUGGUGUGUGCCACGCCCGUGGCUUCUCUGGAGACCUCUCUCAGGGGCGCAGAGGUUGCAGCGGCAGCGGGAGGGGCUCGUCGCGGGCUCUCGGGAAGUAGUUACGAGUCCUACGAGCACCUCGGCUGCUACGUCGACAACGGCAUGGUAAACUCAAGCCCUCACCUGCCGCUCGUGCUGGAUGCGAUGACGAACGAGUUGUGCUACGACCGUUGCCAUGAGCUCGGCGCGUUCUUCAUGGGGACCCAAAAGGGCAAUGAGUGCCGGUGUUCUCGCGAGGAGGACCUGGACUACUUUUCAUUCGAGUCCGGAGUCUGCGACGAACCUUGCGCCGGCGACUCGACCGAGACCUGUGGCGGCGAUCUCACUCUCGACUUGUACAAGCUGACGCCGGCGGACGAACCGGACCACGAGGAGUAUGAGGGCUGCUGGUCGGACUUAGGCGAGAGCCGUGUGAUGCAGGACAUGCUCGUCGACGAGAGCAUGACGACCGAUAUGUGCCGCGAUCACUGCGAGUCGUCGGACGCUGUGUACUACGCCACCCAGUACGGGAACGAGUGCUUCUGUGGGUACUCUAGCGACCCGGAGGACUACGAGACCCACGGGCCGGGCACCUGCCACAUGCACUGCGCGGGGGAUUCGGGGAGUGCUUGCGGUGGCUACUGGGCGUUCUCUCUCUUCAAGUUCGGGGCCGACGGUAUGCCAGAUCCCGCGGUGCCGGAUGUGUCCGAGCCGCCCUCGGAGCCCGCCCCAGAGCCGGUUGUCUCAACCCCGGCGCCCUCCAUGUCGGAGGCUGAGUCGAAGACCCCUAUCUCCGGCGGAGUAUACGGAACCACCUUCGAAGGCGACGGGACCUACUACACCGGGAUCUCGGCAGGCAACUGCGGGUUCUUCGAUGACUUCCCGAGCAUCUACAGCGGCAUGACCCCAGUGGCGCUCAACGCGGCGCAGUACGGCGACUCGCUCAUGUGCGGCUCGUGUGUGGAGGGUGAGGGCACCGGAGGAGGAGGUGGUGACAACCCGAUUGGCACCUUCAAGGGCUUCAUCAUGGACAAGUGCCCGGAGUGCCACGAGGGAGACCUGGACUUCGGGACCGGGCUGGACGGCCGCUGGGACAUCGAGUGGCGGUUCGUGGCCUGCCCCGGGGAGGAGGUCUCCUUCAAGGUCGUGGAGAUGACCCCGUACUACUGGAAGAUCCAGCCCCGCGGCACCGCAACCCCGGUCGAGUCGCUCACCAUCGGCGGCAGGGCGGCGGCGAGGACCGACGACAACCACUUCGAGCUGGAGCACCCGAGCGGUAACCCGUGGUACGAACCGCAGAUGGUGGUGACCACCACCGUGGGAGGCGUCGUCGAGGAGACGGAGAUGUCUGUCUAAGGGGAGGAGGGGAGGAGCGUGUUCUCUGGUAAGAAGCGCCGCCUCCCUUCUCCUUGUAGUAGUGGCUGGCUGGCACAACGAAGCUCAGUCCCCCACGUCUUUCACACCGUGCCGGCCAAACCCCAUAACUAUGGCUUCGUGCUGAGUUUUUUCAGCGGUGGACGGAAGCAUUUUUUAACAUUCGACCCAAACGAAUCCGGCUUGGCUGUUGAUCAUGCCUUGCAACGACGGGCUGAUGAUGCACAGAUGGGAAGGGCUGUGAAACGGACGCCGUGUAUCGGCAGCGGUGGGGCAGAGCGGGUUGCUUGCACGGUACACGUCGUAGGAAAUAGCACCAUCGCUGUACUUGAGAAAGUGUUUACAGUGUCUGUUGGUGUGUUGUUCCUUCCUGAGGGCGGGAUUAAUGGGAUACGUGUAUCUUACGACAUUGAGAUGUACUUUUUAACAAUUUUUGGAGUAUAGGAAAGGGAGGGGUCAGAAGGCCCUUUGAUGGUCGUGCACGCAGGCAUGGAUCAAAUGAGUUGUGAACGUCGAUCAGGUGCAAUGUUUCUAGUUAUAAUCAGGUUUGUUGGGUCUUUCCUGUCGGCGAUGCAGCACGAUGCGGUAAGUUUUUGCACCGCGUUUUCCCAAACCUGUAGCGUUGAGGGCAUAACAGGUUCUUGUGCGUUGUUUAAAUUUCUGCUGGUUUCAUCUGCUCGACCUGGCGGCGGAAAAUGAGAUGAGAGACGCGGCAGGGGAUGGGUUGAAACGAAUUUCAGAGAGCUUNUUGUGGGCGAUAGGGAGUCUGUAGAUUGGCUUGAGUUUUUGAAGGACAAGGAUCACACGUGCAUGCGUUGUUUGUGGACAAGUAUACAAACUCGAAGUAAGAUUUUGCUGACGUCGUCCGUCGGGUGGAGCGGAAUGCGUCGCGACUUCCCGAACGACGUGAUAUAUAUAUGGAUGUUUUUUGAAUGUUUCCAGUGACGACGGGUUAUAGAGCUAGUUAGGGUAGGUGAUGACGUGUAACCAGUCAAAUUGUCAUGCAUACGAAAAUGGUUUGUUGCUUGGUGCGGUGUGAGAUGAUCGAUGCGGCCUGUGGUUGAUUGCAUGGGGUGCUCGUGUGUAUCUUGAUGGUGAAAAUUUUUCGCUGUUGGUGCUGGGGCUGGCUGCUUGGAACUGGUUCGUGCUCAAAAGAGCAUGAAGAUGGGAGACGCGGAUGGAUUCAGUUGCAGUUGCGCUCGUGCUGCCACGGACCCAUGUCUUGUGAUGGCCGACCUGUUUUUGAUGGUAUAUCUUUGUUUUUGUGUCCUUGCAGUAUGCGUUUUUGUCUACUCUCGCGCUUACGCUCUUUUCAACGACUCGUGCGUGGCUUACGUCGUAUGUAUCUCGUGCUUUUUCACUGGUCCGUUAUGCUGUUGCAAAAAGCAAAUUUCUUCUGUUGGUCGCGGGUGGACGCUACUUGGUUUAUGCUUGUUGGUUGUUCUGUCUCGUCAUUGCCCACUCUCUUGUCGUUGAUCGCGUGCCGCUCUCGUGGCUCUUUUAUCGCUUACUUGAAUUCAAAUAUUUUGUUGAGUGGCCCGGAUAGGGGCGUUGUUUGUUUCGCUAAACGCUGUGUAAAGGUGUUUUGUGGUAAUAUAGUGGGUGGGGGGUGAUGUUCUCAGACAAGGCUGUCCGUCCGACUGUCUUUUCCACAGUCAGUAUCUCACCAGCCAGCAGCUGAAUUCCACCAUCUCGUCACCAAAUUAACCCAAGAACAAGCAAGACUUGCUCGACCU